GUACACGAUUUUAUUCAUUAUCUGUGUUGUUUAUCUCCGCCACAUUGCACAUCUCUCAACAGGGACGUUCUAAUAUUCAGCACUUCAUCAGGGUUUUUUAUGUCAAAUGUGACUCUGCAAUGCACAGAAACUCUAGCUUUCAGAUAAAUGUAGUGGAGUGUACCUUAAUAGCUCAUCAUAUGUUUGUUUUUUUGUAAAAUCUUGCUGUGAAAAGUUAUUAAAGCGGUUAGUCAGAUAAAUGUAGUGGCGUAAAUACUACAAUAUUUCCCCUCAAAUGUUGUGAAGAAGAACUAUAAAGUAGCAGAAAAUGGACACACUCAAGGAAAAAGCAGUGAGUAAAUGUGCUUAGUUACUUUCCACAACUUCACUACAUGUGGUAAAGACUACCAGUGUGAUCUCAAUCAGCAUUGAGGCUUAGACUUUAGGGGAAAUGUUCCCCUAAAAAAAGUCCUUUUCUGUGUACUAAAAUACCUCCAUUUGCCUUUGUAAGAGUUUUAUUUUAGCAGAGGGAUUUCUAGAAAAGAAAAGAGAGUCAGAGAGGCUUUAGGCAGCAUAGAGACGGGAUAAAGCUCUGUAUGAUACGGUGAGUGUAACACAAAUUAAUCUGAUUAAAGAAUUACAGCAUUCCAUGGCAGAAUCUCACAUAAUCAUCCGGGAAAAAAAAUGCAGAUUUACAAUGUUGUAAUGUUGAAAGGUCAGCUGCCCUGUGUUUCUCUCUCUCUCUCUCUGCUUUAUAAAUGUUAUGCCUAAACACAAAUCGAUUAUCCUCGACUUUACCUAAAGAGCUGUCUGGUUAGCCAAUGACAGCUUUCCUCCAGAGAGUUUACUCACAUCCCACGUGGGUGAUCAGGUGGGGCAGGACGGGUUAAUGAUUGACGAGACUGAGCAGAGGGCAGGUACACUUUACACUCUCACAGAGAGGCUAAAUGUGGGAACAUGCCACCUAAAUUUAACUGCAGAUAAUCCAAAAAGUACUUCAGCCGGGACUGAAAACAUCAGAUGAUGAGCGGCCAUCCAUAAUCGAGCUUGGACAAUCAGCCGACCCUGAUUAGGACUUUCUUCCUUUUCAACGAGUUGCUGCCGCUGCAGCCGCGGUGGGAGCCGGAGUCGCCAUGGAGACAGUGGUAAUCGUGGCCAUUGGGGUGUUGGCCACCAUUUUCCUGGCCUCCUUCGUCGCCCUGGUGGUGGUGUGCAGACACCGCUACUGCCACCCUCACCACCUGCUGUACCCUUUCGACUCCAAACCCACAGUGGAUCUGAUUGGAGCCAUGGAGACCCAGAGUGAGCAGUCGGAGCUGGAGCUGGAUGACGUGGUCAUCACCAACCCUCACAUUGAGGCCAUCUUGGAGAACGAGGACUGGAUAGAGGACGCCUCUGGAUUGGUCUCUCACUGCAUCUCAAUCCUGAAGAUCUGCCACACUUUGACCGAAAAGCUGGUUGCCAUGACAAUGGGUUCAGGGGCAAAAGUCAAAGCACCGGCCAGCCUCAGUGACAUCAUCAGUGUGGCCAAACGCAUCGGCCCCAGGGUGGACGACGUGGUCAGGUCCAUGUACCCUCCUCUGGAUCCAAUCCUCCUGGAUGCCAGGGCCACCGCUCUCCUCCUUUCAGUCAGCCACCUGGUGCUGGUCACCCGCAACGCCUGUCACAUGUCUGGCAGUAUGGACUGGAUCGACCAGUCGCUCAACGCGGCCGAAGAUCACAUGGUGGUUUUGCGCGAGGCGGCGCUGGCCUCGGAACCGGAUCGAAGCAUGCCUGGAGCUGACGCACAGAGAGAACAGGCCAUCUAGACAUUUAAAAAAAAAAAGAUACCAACACAAAAUACAAUAUGUCCAUGUUAUCCAUGUGCUUCUGUACUCAGUUGACACUUAAAAAGCACAUAUUCUGCAAGACAGUGUUGGAAAAAGCACGCCUACCAAACUUAUCAUCCAGUCCAAAUUAACAAGGACUCUGAAUGCUGUGCUGAUGGAUGCAGGGACUUGACUCCGUCCCUCAUUUUCACUUCUCGCAUAAAAAAAGAAACCUUGGAAAUUGUUUCUUUAUCAUAUUCUUACCAAAAAGUGCUUAAAUUGACUCUGCAUUCACUACAGCUACAUAGUAAGUAGAUGUCACACAUUCAGAUACAGGUGAGGUUUGUAUGUGUGUAACCUGCAGCAGAUCUAGACUUGGUCUGUUCAAAGUGCCUGUGAGGGAGAGGUCUUGGAAAUCUUUUUUCUCGUGUGCGCCAUCACCCAGCGGUGGGCCUAAAUCCAAUCUCGCUAGCACUGCACCAGUCACAUGGAGGCUUAGUCAGCUAAUCCAUUCUGAGGAAAAUAACAUCCAGUUAGCCAGUGAACCCAAAGGGGUUCCAGCUCAGUGGACCCAUGGAAGACUAACCGGACUUAUUUACAAUUUGUGGGGUCAGCGUGACUUGUGAAUGUGCUAAAACAUCCCUCAGAUACUCUUACGCCGUUAGAAAUAGCCGGCCUGUGAGUUGAAACCAGUUUUAGCCACGUCAGCAGCAGAGUAAGAGUUUUUUUCCUGUUGAGUAAUUCCCUUUUGUCCCAUUGCUGCAUCGUAUUAUGAUAAAUUGAGGCUGUUAUCGAUGGAGAAGCACCACUUUGGUCUACACUGAAGUAUGUCAACAGCUACUCGAUGGAUUAGCACAAACAUUUGGACAGACAUUCAUGGUUCCCAGAGGAUGAAUCCCAUUGACUUUGGUGAUCCCCUGCCCUUUCCUGAAGUGCCAUCAGCAGCUCCACCAUUGGGAUUGAGUGUCUCAACAACCUUUGCCUUAAAAAUCAGCAGAUAUUCAUUUACCCCUUUGUACAUUGUGUUUAGUGCUAAUUUGCAUAUGUUAGCAUGCUGACACACUAAACUAACAUGGUUAACUUAAACAUCAGCAUUUUAGUGUUGUCAAUGUGAGCAUGUUAGCAUGCUGAUGUUAGCGUUUACAUCAAGUACAGCCUCAUAGGGCUGCUUGCGCAGUUGUAGAAGUCUUGUUCUUCCCCGGUAUGAUUUUCUGACAGUCAGCAGUGGACAGUGAGUCAAGAAACACUUGUUCUUUAAUUCUGACAACAAAAACGUUUUUAGAAAAAGCUUAAACUAUAAAAUCAACAGUAGCUUCUGUUUCUAUCUACAUUCGUCCAGUAAUAAGGAUAUUACACAUAUCAAAGUAUCAAGACAUUUUAAGUGCAUCACCAUCAGCAGAAAUAUUGAGCGUUCACACGAUAGAGAUACAGUAUGUCGUUGUGUAUUACCGUGUUAUGUGAGGCUGUUUGGAACAGCGUGUUGAUUGAGGAGCAGAAUGAGCGUGUUGUUUUGGGCCAGAGGAAUGUUAUUGGAGCAUGUCUACCUGCUCUCUCAUGCAUAGCUAAUAGUGAAUCCCCAAGGAGUCCUAAUAAGGCAUUAGCUUACCCACAGCCACAAUGAACACAUGGGCUUAAGCUGCAAUACACAUGGCACGAACCUUUGUACACACAAGGCAGGCAGACAAAUGAACACAUCAGUAUGACACACGACUGUAAAAUACACAUCAGACUACGGAGUCAAACACUAGUUUUAAGGUUUUGGUGACAAUCGGGAGGCGAAUCGGCGGUUUUAAAAAUCUGUUAACUGAAAUUCAGCAAAAACGGUAGCUUUGAGCAUGCAGAGAUGUUUUAAUGUAAAGGCAUCAAUAGAGGAGGAAAACUAGAAAGUUUAGCCUUUUAUUUUUUCUUGUUUACAUUGUUUUUUUUAGCAUUGAACCUUUUUUAUGCACUCCUUUGUUUUCUCACCCGUAUCCCAGUUUGUUACUGAUGUCCUUCCUUCACUCCCACACGCCUUUUUCUUUUUAUCUUUCACUGAUUUGUACAGAUACAAUUUAAUAGGAAAAUGUGUUUGGGUACAGAGAAAUCCAUGUCUGAUAAAGAGUUCACACACUCAUACUAGUUUGACAUCAAUAAAAGUGAAUUUCUUUGCUCUUUUUA
Messenger RNA from Anarrhichthys ocellatus (wolf-eel), 3944 nucleotides. It is a transcript of the gene tmem98, whose product is annotated as transmembrane protein 98. Gene Ontology annotation, cellular component: endoplasmic reticulum. Lineage: Eukaryota; Metazoa; Chordata; Actinopteri; Perciformes; Anarhichadidae. The coding region runs from base 1113 to 1787 and encodes 224 amino acids. The transcript is spliced from 7 exons. The record is from RefSeq and is a predicted model, not a curated record.